Messenger RNA from Hyposmocoma kahamanoa, 2224 nucleotides. RefSeq names its product leucine-rich repeat-containing protein 40-like. The coding region runs from base 44 to 1852 and encodes 602 amino acids. Gene Ontology annotation, molecular function: protein binding. NCBI's taxonomy places the organism in Eukaryota, Metazoa, Arthropoda, Insecta, Lepidoptera, Cosmopterigidae. The transcript has 11 exons. The record is from RefSeq and is a predicted model, not a curated record.
UUAAUGCUGCAUUAGAUAACUCCGCACCUGUACAACCAACAUAAUGUCCAAUAGGCCUCAUGUUAAGUCUAGAAUUAAAGUGUGCAAACCUGUGUUCCAUCUUCAAGAUAAAAAGGAAGAUGAUAGUGUUUUGACGAAGGGGUUGAUCAAGUCGGCGAAGAGGACCGGCCAGCUCAGCUUAUGCAACAGAGGUCUUGGGACAGUUCCAGAAAAUGUAUGGUUGAUCGACCAGCUUGUCAUGGAGGAGAGCAAAGAGGUGGACUUUUCAAAAACAAACAGCAACAACUGGUGGAACACGGAACUUCUCAAGGGCCUCGAUCUGUCAUCAAACGUGAUAAAAACACUGUCACCCAAUAUCAAGUUUCUUUCUGAACUGGUUACACUCAAGCUUCACGACAACGCGCUCACGGCACUCCCUCCUGAAAUCGGCCACCUGAAGCAUCUGUCCAAUUUAAGUUUGGACCACAACAAGUUGACCAAACUGCCCAAGGAGUUCUACAACCUGACCGAGCUAAGAUGGCUCAGCUUGUCUCAUAAUCUGCUAGUCAAAAUUGAACCUGACUUUGGUGAUAUCGUCAUGCUGACGUAUUUGGAUCUAUCUCACAACAAAAUCCAGAAGCUACCACCAGGGAUGGGCUAUCUGAUCAGACUGAUUGAGCUCAACCUAUCGCAUAAUGAACUGGUCGAAUUGCCGCCGGACAUCGUCAAUUUGAGAGAUUUGAAGAAAUUGAACAUCAACAAUAACAAUUUAACGAAGCUACCGCCGAUGGGCGAACUCCGCAAGAUGGAGUAUCUCGACGCUAAUCAUAAUGAGAUCUACGAGAUGCCGGAUUUCUUCGGUUGCACCGCUCUUAAGGAAAUUUAUUUGGCUAAUAACAAUAUUAAGGAGAUCACAGAAGAAUUCUGCGAACAAAUGCAGCACUUGAAUGUAUUGAACGUCCGCGACAACAAGAUCGAGAUCUUGCCAGAGAACGUUGCUCUACUUAAGAAACUGCAACGGCUGGACCUCACUAACAAUAACUUGAACAAGCUCCCCAGCAACCUAGGUCUUCUAACCCAAUUGCAAAGCCUGAAUAUGGAUGGCAACAAGCUGUCGUUCGUGCGGCAAGAUGUACUCCGAGGUGGCACCGAUCGCAUGAUGAAAUACUUGAGGGACCGCAUGACCGAGGAGAUAGUCAACGAAACUAGAUAUACCGUCGACCAGUGGCCUGAUAAAUACACACUGAAAAAAACCCAAGGUUUGAUGUUACCUUGCAAAGACCUGACGGAUGUCCCGGACUCUGUGUUCAGCGUCGCGGCGGAUGCGGAAGUACACAUUGUGGACCUGUCCAGGAACAAACUCAACGCCAUGCCCUUGGGAAUCGUAAACCUAAACCAGACCCUGACUCAGUUGAUCCUGGCAUCGAAUAAUUUGUCGAGUAUCCCGCCGGAGAUCGGGCAAUGCACACUCUUGCAAUUCAUGGACCUGAGUAAGAACUCAUUGGCCGAUCUGCCUAAGCAGCUGGAAGCGUUGCGGAAUUUACGCGAGCUUGUUAUUUCUAACAACAAAUUUCCAAAGAUUCCACCCUGUGUGUACGAGCUUGAAAACCUCGAGAUCCUUCUAGCUACGGAGAAUAAAAUCACAGAGAUAAACGUUUCUUCAGAUGCACUGUCCAGGCUGAAGAAACUCGCCGUGCUGGACUUAUCCAAUAACAGUAUAGCGAUAGUGCCACCGGAGCUCGGCAACUUUAAACAUUUGAGAACUCUGGAGCUGAUGGGGAACUGUUUCCGCAACCCGCGACACGCUAUCCUCGCAAAAGGUACAGAGUCCGUUCUGUCGUACCUCCGCGACCGCAUUCCUACUAACGACUAGUCUCGAUCACAUCUACAGUCACGUUAAAAUCGAAGCAAAAUGAGCAAUAAUACUUUGGGUAACGCUGCUAAAAAAAUAUAUUUAUUGGAAAAUUUAUCAUUAGAGUUUUCAUCAAAGUUUUUCAGUGUCAUGGAUCCUUGUAUAUUCCUUAAGUAUUAUUGCACCCUUUCGUUUCACCCUGUAUAAAGUGCCUGUAUUGUUAUUUCGAACAGAUCUGUGCUUACUGUGCAAUUAAAGUGAAACAUUCACUAGUCAUUAUAGUGCUUACUGGUUUAGGAUUGGUGUUUUUGAAUAUGUUUUGGAGUUUGGGUAGCUUUGUAAAAGUACGUUUUCGAUAUUUGUCAUUAUCGUCUACUUUAGCACAAAUGUAAC